AUGUAUAUCAAUAAGCGUCUCAUUACCAAAUCAGAUUAUUCGUUUAAUUACUACAGGGGUCUGAGAAGAAAAGCCGAAACUGGGAUCAGCUACAAAUUCAUGAAUGGGUCCUGUGGAGGACGGGCAUUUGGCGGUUCAUCUUUUCCACAUCGCAUGCUGGCGUCUUCGGAGUGGAAACAUACGCACCCCAGAGACAGCCGAGGGAUUGUGGAGAGAGGUGAAUCUCCUGCAACGAUAGGGGAGGUGGAGACAUGGGAUGGUGGUGAUGAUGACGGUGGUGGUGAAAGUCGCAAAGGUGUUUUUGUUACUGUUGCCGAGGUCUACGAAAUGGCUGCAGCGAUUGGGAAGGAAUUCGAGGCUAUCAUAGAUCGCCAUGGAGGCGAGACAGUGUGCGGACUCAUGUCAAAAGUCAUCCAUGUUUUAGAAGAAUUGGAAGAACAGGCAGCUCGUCGUGAUAGCCAAUUAGCAGAGAUGACAACACUGCAAGCGGCAGUAGAACGACUGGAGGCGGACAAGGUCGCCCGCACUCAACAGCGCCUCAAGGACGAACAGGAUACUUUGAAAAUCGAGGAAAACUGGCGUGCUGAGACAUCGGAAUUGCAGAAAAUAAUUGAAAAACUUGUUGAAGAAAAUACACAACUCACGGAAAUGCUUGAAUCUUCCAAACACGUCAAACAGUAUCGGUCAACUCUCACUCCCUCAGCAUCCCAACAUAAUGAGGAGGUGAGCCUUCUCCGACGUCUCAAAGAUGUUAUUGAUGCUCAAAAGGUGGAAUUGCGCUCGCAACGACGGAUUCUCGCCCAGAGGACGAUCGACCUCGACGCCAUGAAGCUUCAGGCCGAACGCAUGGCUCACCUGAGUGCCAAGGGAACACGGCUUCGACUGCUUCCUUCCGAUGGAACCUCGACAGAUGCUGAUUUAACUAAUGGGGUGGUGGCUUUUCUUGCUGGUGAGAUUAAAGGACUGGAAACGCGCCUCCGUGCUAAGCGAGUCCUCAUUGAGGAAAUUAGACGGCAUAUUGGCCCCUCAUCCGCCAUCUGUCAAGAGGACAAUACCUUGAUGACAACGUCAAUGCGUCGCGAACUCAGUGCUAUUUCGCCUCAUACUGAGGAUGAGAUCAAGCAGAGUGAUUUUAUGAAGUUGUUGAACACGGAUGACAAAUUGGUUGCCAAAAGUGACACUCCUGGCGGACUGUUGACGGUUGCGUCGUCGCCUUGCUUCACUUGUGAUGAAUUGCGUCAAAUUCUUCUUGAAUGCAUGCAGUUGGAGUCGAAAAUCAUUCAAUUUCGGGAUUAUUUGGAUGUCUAUCGUCGUGCUGGAGAUGAUGAACCACCGGUUCAGGGUCCAAUCAACCGAGAACCUUAUGAAAAAUCGCAUUCAUGGUCACGAUCCUCUACCACUACAAAAUUACUAUUUGCAAAACUUAUGGAACGCAUAAGAAGAGGUACCGAUUGUGUCCGUCUGUCUGUCUGUCUAUCUGUGCGCAUAAUUUGUGUGCGUUUGUGGGUGUACUGUCCCCCUUUGACAAGUGCCACCAUUGUCAUCAUCCCUUCGGUAUUGGCACUGACCUGCGCGGUGUGCUUGUAA
Messenger RNA from Echinococcus granulosus, 1587 nucleotides. Its product is annotated as RILP-like protein. The transcript is spliced from 10 exons. The coding region runs from base 1 to 1587 and encodes 528 amino acids. The record is from RefSeq and is a predicted model, not a curated record. NCBI's taxonomy places the organism in Eukaryota, Metazoa, Platyhelminthes, Cestoda, Cyclophyllidea, Taeniidae.